Molecule: messenger RNA, 744 nt
Organism: Ochotona princeps (American pika)
Lineage: Eukaryota; Metazoa; Chordata; Mammalia; Lagomorpha; Ochotonidae
Product: keratin-associated protein 10-9-like
Exons: 2
Coding region: 1-744 (247 amino acids)
Cellular component (GO): keratin filament
Source: RefSeq, a predicted model, not a curated record
AUGUCCGUCUGCUCCAGCAACCUCAGCUAUGGCAGCAACAUCUGCAUGCCCGCUUCUCACGACUCCUGGCAGGUGGACGACUGCCCAGAGAGCUGCUGCGAGCCGCCCUGCUGUGCCCCCAGCUGCUGCGCCCCGUCCUCCUGUGUGACCCUCUGUUGCAAGCCCGUGUGCUGCAAGCCUGUCUGCUGUGUGCCCGUCUGCUCCUCCUCCUCCUCCUGCUGCCAGCAGUCUAGCUGCCAGCCUUCAUGCUGUGGCUCCUCUCCCUGCCAGGAGUCCUCCUGUGUGACCCUCUGCUGCAGGCCCGUGUGCUGCAAGCCUCUCUGCUGUGUGCCCGUGUGCUCUGAGGGCUCCUCCUGCUGCCAGCAGUCUAGCUGCCAGCCCUCAUGCUGUGGCUCCUCCCCCUGCCAGGAGUCCUCCUGUGUGACCCUCUGCUGCAGGCCCGUGUGCUGCAAGCCUGUCUGCUGUGUGCCCGUGUGCUCCUCCUCCUCCUCCUGCUGCCAGCAGUCUAGCUGCCAGCCCUCCUGCUGCCCCUCGUCCUGCUGCAGACCCUCCUCCAGCGUGUCCCUGCUCUGCCGCCCCGUGUGCAGACCCGCCUGCAGUGUGCCCGCCUCCUCCUGCUGUGCCCCCGCCUCGUGCUGCCAGCCCAGCUGCUGCCGCCCGGCCUCCAGCGUGUCCCUGCUCUGCCGGCCUGCCUGCCCCCGCCCGGCCUGCUGUGGCCUCUCCUCGGGCCAGUCCUGCUGCUGA